CAACGACCAUGACGACAACAACUAGCUGUUUUAGUGAACAACACAACACGGCACAGCACAGUAGUACUCCGAACUUUCCUCAGGGUUGUUCACAGAAUUCCACUAGUGCCUCUGGAGUAGUGCCUUUCGGCUCCGCUGUCGGCGGUGGGGACGCGGGCUUCGUGAACGCACCACCUUACCACAGUGCCAGUGGUGGUGCAGGGAACCUCCACAGUGGGGGAAGCAUAGCAGGUGGCAACUUGUACAACAGUGGUGGAGCUGGUGGUGGUCAGAUGAUGAAUGAUAGCAAUAGUUUAAUAGGACCUCCUUCAGGUACUAGUGUAGUUGCUAGUAGUGGUCCACAUGGACGAGGUUUAGUUCCGGGAGGAGGAGGAGGAGGAGUUUCUACGCUGUUAGGCUUAGGAAUGACCCCUAGUCCGGGAGGAGGAGGAGGAGUUUCUUCUCUGUUAGGCUAGUACGGGUCCACAUGGGAGGAGGAGGAGGAGUUUCUACUCUGUAUACAUACACCCCACUCUCAGGGCAUUGUGCAGCCACGUAAGUACUUGUGACUGAGAUUUAAAGGCAUUCUUUGAUUGCAGUUUUUUAUUUUGUAUGAGUGGGAAUACAGUAGUUUACUUGAGUUCAGGGUCAACUAAUCGGUACUCUUGAGAGGAGGAGGAGGAGGAGUUUCUACUCUGUUAGGCUUAGGAACAAGCGGAGGUGCAGCAGCAUCAGCAGGAGACGUCGGCGCAGGAGGAUACGUUGUCGCAGGAGCAGUAAUCAACAACAGCAGAGUGGAGCAGGAGGAGUUGUACCUCCUCCGGGAGCAAUAGGGGUGGCGAUGGGAGGAGGCCCGCCUCCAGGUGCGCCAGCAGCGCCGCUCCAUAACAAUGGCGCUCCGCCACCGCCGGGAACUGUGCCGCCAAACCACGUAAAGAUGAUGCAUGCGCCAGGAGCCACUAUUAGCAUGCUAGGGCCCGCACAGCCACAUCACUAUGGCCAUAUUUAUCCGGCACCUCCUGCUGUUGCGGGGGGUGGAAAUCCUGAUUCUAGUAGCGCUUUCUUCGGUUCACAACAUCUUCAAGCACCAGCAACACGUAGUAAUCACUUAGUAGCAAUGCAGAAAGCACAAGCUCAACAGCAUGCUAGUAGGGGUGGAGGAAGUGGUCCUCCAGGAGCACAGGCACAAAACAUGUUACAGCAUCAGCAGGCAGCAGACGGAGGAGCAUCAUCUAUUAGCAUGGCUAGUAGCGCUUCUUUACCAGGCAGUACUUCCAGAGGGACACACACUACUACACCUGGAGGAGGAGCUACUUUCUCUGCUCAACCACGUGGUCUCCACAGCUCAAACAAUGCUGGAGUCCUCGCGCAGAUUUCUUCCUUUGUAACUUCGUCUGUAGCUGAAUCGUCUGGGACCGGAGGCUCUACUCUCUCUAUAACAUCUUCUGUUGCAUCGUCUGCAGCUGGUGGGUUGGCUCUUCCAGGAGGAGGAGGAGGAAAUACCAUGCCGCAUCCAAAAGCUCCUUUGAAUAGAGGAGAUUCUAGUUUGCAAACCAGCGCUUCAGCUUCUGCUAUGAUCCCAGAGUAUCUGCAGAAAGUGCUACAGCGGUUGCCUAGUUUGAGUGAGGGGUCCACACAGGUGCACAAUAACAGUGUGGAGGAGUGCUUUCGAGCUAAUAUCGGAUCGCUGCACCCGAACAACGCCAAGCUAGUGUUAAGAGACCUAGGAGAAUUGGCGACGGGAUACAGUCACGCGUGGCAGACGCCCUUGCAGCAACAGGGAUGUACGCCCACACAGCAGAGAGCGAUCAAGGACUACCACACGGUAGUCGCGAGGAUGCUGUCAGUGCAGAGGGAACUGUCUGAACGCAUAUUGAGACCGCAAACGGCCCAAGAUGAGCGGGAGCAUUAUCAGCUGAUAUACUGCAACACGAUUAGCGCGCAGUCGAUGCUGCUAGGGGCGCUGCAGAUAACGAUGAACCAGUGAAAUAAUCGGAGUACGGGGGGGACGUCAUCGGAAAUACCGCUCACGAUACACGCGUCGAUCUGCGCCCGAGCCAAUCAGUCCCGGUUGAAGAAGGACAACACUGU
Messenger RNA from Amoebophrya sp. A25, 2070 nucleotides. Lineage: Eukaryota; Dinophyceae; Syndiniales; Amoebophryaceae. The record is from the annotation of a GenBank genome assembly.